GACAGUAAGGAGAACAGGGAGGCACAGUCGGAUCCAAUCACAGGACGUUCGAACGAACAGGAGACAGAGGAUGGAGAGGAUAUGCACAACAGUGCCCCCCGUAGGAGAGGAGGCUGGCGGAGAGAGAGAGAUUUCUUUGAUGACACAGUGAGUGUUCGCAGCGAGGGCAGCAAUGUCCGCGGAGGCCCCAGGGGCAGGGGCAAAGGUCGCGGCCGAGGCAGAGGUCGUGGACGAGGUCGUUAUGACUACUCCCACAGUUACCGGGACUCGUACCUGGAUGGGUCCACAGUUUCAGCCGAGUUUGGCACUAACAUGGUCUAUUACUAUGAUGAUGGUAAUCGCGUGCAGAUGUAUACGAUUGAGGAGAGUUUACUUAAAGAAUACAUCAAACGCCAAAUUGAAUACUACUUCAGUCUCCCAAACCUGGAGCGUGACUUCUUCCUGCGGAGGAAGAUGGAUUCAAAAGGCUUUUUGCCCAUCUCUCUGAUUGCCAGUUUCCAUAGAGUCCAGGCCCUUACCACCGAUAUCAGCCUCAUUAAGGAGGCGGUGAAGAACAGUGAAGUCGUGGAGCUUGUUGAUGAGCAGAUCCGUAGGAAAGAGGAGCCCGAACAUUGGCCUAUUCCGGGUCCCCCUCUGGACUCCCCACGCACAGAUUUUUCCCAGCUCAUUCACUGCCCCGAGUUCGUCCCAGGACAGACGUUCACCUCCCUCAGCACAGUGUCGUCCUCCCCAGUCAGUCAGCACAUAGUUGAACCUGCUCUGGUAAAUGGCCAAACUAGUGAUGACACAGACACAGCCAAACCUCAGUCCAAAGAAUCCUCUCCUUCAGACUCAAAAAGCAGCUCUAGUGAAGAUGGGAAUACGACCAAAGAGAAGUCCAGCAGUCUCUCUGAUACAGACGCCCAGCCGUGGAUACAGGUGGAGAAACGCCACAGAAACUCCUCUGGAAAAAAUAAGGAGCACACAGAAUUUGUUCAGUCCAGCCCAAAGCAGCAGCCUGAGGCAGACCAGGAGGAGCUGGACUUCCUGUUUGAUGAAGAAAUGGAACGACUCGCAGCGCCUCGCAAGAACACUUUCACUGAUUGGUCAGAUGAUGAUUCUGAUGAUGAACUUGACGACCAAGACGUAAACAAGAUCCUGAUUGUUACUCAGACCCCCCCUCACCUGCGGAAACAUCCUGGGGGCGAUCGGACGGGGAACCAUGUGUCACGUGCCAAACUUACAGCUGACCUUGCCAAAGCCAUUAACGAUGGAUUGUUCUACUAUGAACAGGAUCUUUGGACAAAGGAAGAAGGGCAGCAAGAGUGUGCCAAUGCCAAGGAUUUGGAAAAUUUCAAAAAGCUCAACAUGAUCAGCCAAGAUGAGUUUGAAACUCUGACCCCUAAACUUCCCAUUGACCCCAUCCAGGAGGUCCCGCCCCCUCCACCAUGUCAGACAGAUGAUUCUAGCAUGGCUCAUUCUCUCCCCACGGAUGUCCCAGAAUCCUCCAGUGUGCCUCGCACCCCACGUACACCACGGACCCCUGGAAGACAGGACCCCACCAAAACCCCACGCUUCUACCCUGUCAUCAAAGACAGCGGCAACCUUGACGGAAAAACCCCCAGAAAGAGGAAAACCCGUCACAGCUCUAACCCCCCUCAGGAGUGCCAUGUAGGCUGGGUGAUGGACUCACGAGAGCACAGACCCCGCACUUCCUCCAUCAGCAGCUCGAAUGCAUCUCCAUCAGAAGGAGCUCCCGCGCUGUCAGGCAGUUACGGCUGCACCCCGCAGUCCCUGCCUAAGUUCUGGCAUCCAUCCCAUGAGCUUCUGAGAGAAAACGGCUUCACCCAGCAAGUUUACCACAAAUAUCGCCGACGAUGCCUCAAUGAGAGGAAGCGAUUAGGUGUGGGUCAGUCUCAGGAGAUGAACACGCUCUUCAGAUUCUGGUCCUUCUUCCUCCGAGACAACUUCAACAGAAAGAUGUAUGAGGAGUUCAAGCAGUGUGCCCUAGAGGAUGCCAAAGAGAACUACAGGUACGGGCUGGAGUGUCUGUUCCGGUUCUACAGUUAUGGACUAGAGCGGCGGUUCAGACAAGACAUCUUCAAGGACUUCCAGGAGGAGACCAUCCAGGACUAUGAGAAAGGUCAACUAUAUGGGCUGGAGAAAUUCUGGGCUUUCCGGAAAUACGCAAGGGUGAAGAAUCAGCCCAUUGACCCCAAACUCCAGGAAUACCUCAGCAAAUUCAAGAGCAUUGAUGAUUUCAGAGUAGAUCCACCAAUGGCAGAGGAAGGAGUAAGGAGGAAAGCACACUCGUCCUCCGCAGGAGACGAGGUGAAACGUAGGCGACACAACUCGACAUCAUCAUCGAAACAGACCCCAGUUGCCAAGACGUCUUCAGACAAUCAACCAACCGCUGGAGUGAUGGCAAAAACAACCACAACAGAUCAAGCCGCUGCCCCAACGACAGGGAAAUCCACCAAUCAACCAUCAGCCAAGCCAGUCACAGCCAAUCAGAAAGCAGCACCUCUGACCGCCAAAAGCAGCAUGGCUAAUGACCCGUCUACAAAAGCCCCACCCAAAGAGAAUGUGAAGAAGAAUACCUCAUCAGAUGCUCGUAAAGGAGAGGCGGCGACGAGCAAAAACAAAGAUGCCCAACAGCCAAAGAAAUGAAGCCCUUGCUACACUAUAUACAGUAUUUGAGCGUGAUUCUAACUCUAGAGCUGUGAAAAGAUUUUCAGUGCUGGUGCAGGCUUACGUUUUACACCGUAACCUCGGAAGUGAGCCAGUCAAACCAACUGUCAGACCGUUGCGUUCACAAACUGAAGAGUAAACCAGAAAUAUAUUUGUGUUGUACAAGGUGCUUUUUCUGGACAGGUUAACUUCCAUAAGAUCUUUUAGUUUUUUUCUUUCUUUAGUUUUUUUUCCCGGCAGUUAGUAGUUUCAGAAUCAAGUACGCAUGGUGAACUUGUUUUGCUGUAAAGUUUACAGAAGAUGCAUUCCUACAUCGAAUGCAGUUUUAUCUCUUUUAAAAUUAGUUUUACCUUUGCAAAUGCCUUACAUUUCAAAAGCGACAAAAAAAUAUAUAUAUAUUUUACAGCUCUGUCAGCAUAAAUAAUUAAUCUCUUGGUUUUUAAGUGUUUUUAAUUUUGUGAGAAAUGCACAGUACACAUUUAGUUCAUUUAUUUUAAAAAUUUUAAAAAAAGCUCAUCAAACUAAAAAAAACUUGAACUGAGGGUGACACAAGAUAACACACUAUAUAGCUUAUUGCAUUUUUUGCUCUUUUAGCUUGUGUAGGAAAUAUGACAGUGAUGGAAUACUAAGUUCUUUAUGCUUUUGUGAUUAGCUGAGUGGCUGAGCUGAAUAUCGGAGAAGUACGUAGAUAUCAGUGGCGAGGGAUUGUAAAAAGUGUUAACAUCAUCAGGAACUACAGGAUGCUCCUGCUUUUAAACAAAUAUUGUGCCGUUCACAUUGCGGAGGUGGUGAUCUCAAAGAUGCCACAUCUCCAGUUUAGGUGCAGAGUAGAGGAGAAAACAUCUUUGACCUUUUGAUCAUUUUGACUUAAACUGGUAAACAUCUGUGUACUUGAAGUUUCUAAGAAAUGUUAUCUUUUUGAGAGGAAUUAUUCUUCCUUUUCAAUUUUGAAUCCUAUUGGAGUUGAGUUUGAGAUAAUUUAUUGUUUUACUCUCUUUUGAAAGCUUAAUUGAUUAUAAUCUUUUUUUUUAUUGAUAUUACUGAGAGAGUGUAGAUGACUGCAAACAUGGUGGCCCAGAGAAUACUUUUAUUUGCAUUAUAUUUUUAUUUCGAGGUUUGGAUCUUUGCUGAUAACAUUAAAUCAGUGUUUUAUUUCUCACUUAUGAUCAUUAAUCAGACACCGAAUUGAUGUCCCGAUUGUAUCAUAUUUGCUUAUGAAAACUGUACAUAAAAAAAAAAUAGUAGAAGCAGCUCUCUAAUUUCAAUCAAUUCAUUUUUAUUGAUU
This is a messenger RNA of Sinocyclocheilus grahami, 3955 nucleotides long. Its product is annotated as la-related protein 1B-like. The transcript has 15 exons. Lineage: Eukaryota; Metazoa; Chordata; Actinopteri; Cypriniformes; Cyprinidae. Bases 82 to 2649 code for a protein of 855 amino acids. Gene Ontology annotation, biological process: mRNA stabilization; positive regulation of translation. Gene Ontology annotation, cellular component: cytoplasmic stress granule; cytosol. The record is from RefSeq and is a predicted model, not a curated record. Gene Ontology annotation, molecular function: RNA cap binding.